Molecule: messenger RNA, 216 nt
Organism: Enterobius vermicularis (human pinworm)
Lineage: Eukaryota; Metazoa; Nematoda; Chromadorea; Rhabditida; Oxyuridae
Source: the annotation of a GenBank genome assembly
AUGAAAAUAGUUGAUAGUUGUUGGAUCACAUGCAAACAGCUGUACAGUUCCAUAUCAAGUUGCUGUUUGUUGCUUAACAUUCAGGUUGAUGAUGUUGAUGAAGACGAUGAUGAUGGCGAUGACGACUACGACGACGAUGACGAUGAUGCUGGUAAUACACUUGAUGAUUCCAAAUUUGUAGUUCUCUUCUCUUCUUCAGGAGGCUGGAACAAAUAA